AUGAAUUUGAAGGCUGUGAAAUGGCAGAUCGUUCAUGGGGUAUUGGCCAGGCGUGUUGUUGUUCGAAUUUUCUUUCUCGCAUUGGCUGUUUCGACUGUUCCUUUGUUGCAUAUUUUGACCGGUGCUGAUUUCGGAGUGAUCCCAUCGGUGAUCUUUCGCGAUUGUGCUGUGAAGUCUGGUUAUGUAGAAGCGAAAGAUUCUCGAGGAUCGUAUUUGUUUCAAGGUCAUUUUCUGAAUCCAAUUUGGGUGCCAUUUGCGGCGAUGCACUGUGAGGACUCUAUGAAUCUGACGACUAAUGUCGUUGCUGAGUUAAUGGAGAAGAAACUAUUGAAUCAUACUGCUAAAUGUCUGUGCGUUGGAGAGGGAUCGGGAUCUGCCGUUUUGGCACUGAGGGACAUAGGAUUCAGUGAUGUUAUUGGCGUUGGUCAACACCGAUUUUUCUCUUUAAGGAGAAAACAACUCGUUUACGAAUUGGACUUUAAGGAUGGAUCCUUUGAUUUCGUUUUCUCUAGAGAUCUAGACAGAUAUUCAGUCCCUGCACUUCUGGUUCUCGAGAUCGAGCGUGUGCUUAGACCUGGCGGAAUUGGGGCUGUUAUUGUGGCCACGAGUGGUUCAAUGCCGAACAAUUUGAUUAGAGCUGCAACCCCAGUGUCAUCUUUGCUGAAAACUUCCACUGUGAUGCAUGUUGGCCAUGUUAAUAACUUAACUCUGGUUGUAUUUAAAAAGAAACUCGAAGAAUUUCGCCAUUUGGAGCCUCACAUAUCGUCUGAAUGUCGCUCUCUCACGAGGAACAAGCCUUUAAUUCCAAAAAUAGAACCUUUUGUGAAGGGAAAACCUGUGGAAUUCGACAAAAAACUGUCAUAUUUACCGAAGCUUGUCGAUGUUUCCAAUGGGGAAAAGUUGGUAUAUGUUAAUAUUGGUCCAGGGAAACGCAUGAAUCACACAAACACGGAUUGGUUUCCACCUUCCUAUCCUGUGGAUCGCAGAGAUUUUAAUGUUUAUUUUGUUGAUCAUGACAUGUCUGCUCUCGCCACCUAUAUCCAUAACCCUGGAGUCACGUUUGUUUAUCAUCCUGGCCUAGCAGGAACUGAUCAGACUACAGAAAACGACGGUGCUGCUGAUGAUGAAGAUGAAGAACCUUACAUCGACGACGAGUUUGAUUUUCUGUCUUGGUUCAAGGAAACUGUGCAGCAUUCCGAUUUCGUCGUCUUGAAGAUGGACGCAGGGAAGGAAGAAUUGAAGUUUCUGUCAGAUUUGUUUGAAAGUGGGGUUAUUUGCUGGGUGGACGAGGUGUUUCUGAGCUGCAGAGAUGAGGUUGAUGAAGAAGAUGGUGAGCUGAAGAACAGAGGCUGUGUUGAUCUGUACAAGGAUUUGAGAAACAGUGGUGUUUAUGUCCAUCAAUGGUUUCUUGAUGCUGCUCCAUCCAAGAAAAUCUGA
Benincasa hispida (wax gourd) is the source of this 1437-nucleotide messenger RNA. RefSeq lists its product as uncharacterized. The record is from RefSeq and is a predicted model, not a curated record. Gene Ontology annotation, molecular function: S-adenosylmethionine-dependent methyltransferase activity. NCBI's taxonomy places the organism in Eukaryota, Viridiplantae, Streptophyta, Magnoliopsida, Cucurbitales, Cucurbitaceae.